Molecule: messenger RNA, 678 nt
Organism: Acanthosepion pharaonis
Lineage: Eukaryota; Metazoa; Mollusca; Cephalopoda; Sepiida; Sepiidae
Source: the annotation of a GenBank genome assembly
AUGUGCGUGACUGUCAGUACAAAGGAUAGUCUUAUAUUUAUUGCCGUUUCCUUACUAAAGCGAGAGCGUCAUGCAAUCGAGUUCACCUCGAGCAUCUUGCCCGGGAUGAAUGGAACCAAUGCAAUAUCUAAGCAAUCUUCUAAUUUGAAAUAUAUUGAGAUUUCUAUUUUCAAGAAAGACGUUAUAAAUAUCUUACCUUAUUUCUUUUACAAUUUUUCCAUUUCUUUCUUUGGCUUACCGUUUUUCUCUUUCUUUCAAUGUUUUCUUCUCUUACCGUUUUCCUAUUUCUUUCUUACGUUUACCGUCUUACUUUUGUUUUCCUUCUUUUACCAUUUUGAAUUAAUUUCCUUUGUUUCUUUCUUUUCCUAUUUUUCUAUUAAUUUCUUCCGCUUACCUUUUUUCUUUUCUUUCUUUCACUGUUUUUCUUUUUUUUUUUUUUCAUUCCUUUCCUCUUGGAACAUUUUUGCCAAUUUAAUUUCUUUUUUUUUUUUUUUUUUGGUUUACCGUUUUUCUUUUUCUUGGCUUCUUUCUUUCUUUUACCAUUUUCCCAUUAAUUCCUUUCCUUUACCGUUUCUCUUUUUCGUUCUUUUCUUCUUUCUUUCUUUUACCAUUUUCCCAUUAAUUUCUUUCCUUUUUCGUUUCUCUUUUUCCUUCUUUCUUUUACCAUUUUCCCAUUAA